AUGGCGGAAGUGGAGCAAAAGAAAAGGCGGACCUUCCGCAGGUUCACCUACCUCGGCGUGGAUCUCGUGGAUCUCGAUCAACUGCUUGACAUGUCUGACGAGCAGCCGAUGCAGCUGUACAGUGCCUGGCGGUGGCGGCAGCUGAACUGGGGUCUGCAAAGGAAGCAGCACUCGCUGCUGAAGCGCCUGCGCAAGGCCAAGAAGGAGGCUCCGCCCAUAGGGAAGCCCGAGGUGAUUAAGACACACCUGCAGGACAUGAUCAUCCUGCCGGAGAUGAUCGGCAGCAUGGUGGGCGUGUACCACGGCAACACCUUCAACCAGGUGGAAAUCAAGCCCAAGAUGAUGGGCCACUACCUGGGUGAGUUCCCCAUCACCUACAAGCCAGGGGAGCACGGCAGACCUGGCAUCGGAGCCACCCACUCCUCCCGCUUCAUCCCUCUCAAGUAG
Myotis myotis is the source of this 447-nucleotide messenger RNA. Its product is annotated as 40S ribosomal protein S15-like. Lineage: Eukaryota; Metazoa; Chordata; Mammalia; Chiroptera; Vespertilionidae. Bases 1 to 447 code for a protein of 148 amino acids. Gene Ontology annotation, cellular component: ribosome; cytosolic small ribosomal subunit. The record is from RefSeq and is a predicted model, not a curated record. Gene Ontology annotation, biological process: ribosomal small subunit assembly; translation. The transcript has a single exon. Gene Ontology annotation, molecular function: structural constituent of ribosome.